Messenger RNA from Musca domestica (house fly), 761 nucleotides. It is a transcript of the gene MCTS1, whose product is annotated as malignant T-cell-amplified sequence 1 homolog. Gene Ontology annotation, molecular function: RNA binding. The transcript is spliced from 4 exons. Lineage: Eukaryota; Metazoa; Arthropoda; Insecta; Diptera; Muscidae. The record is from RefSeq and is a predicted model, not a curated record. The coding region runs from base 144 to 692 and encodes 182 amino acids. Gene Ontology annotation, biological process: formation of translation preinitiation complex.
UGCCACGAAGCCGGUGUAUAUAUAUUAGACGCCGCAAUUACGUUUGGCUCCCGGCAUUGUGACAGGAGUGUGUUGUUGUUUUCUAUAUGCAAGACACACGCUUAACACAAAAAAAGUUUGCAAAAAAAUAAAAUUUCUCUGAAAUGUUCAAAAAGUUUGAAGAAAAAGAAAGUCUGUCGUCGGUGCAGCAACUGAAGUCAUCUGUUCAAAAGGGUAUACGAGCCAAGUUACUGGAAACUUAUCCACAUUUGGAGACACAUAUUGAUCUGAUCUUGCCCAAAAAAGACAGCUACCGCAUCGCGAAAUGCCAUGAUCAUAUCGAAAUUCUAUUAAAUGGUGCAGGUGAACAAAUCUUCUUCAGGCAUCGUGAAGGUCAAUGGAUGCCGACCCUCAAGUUAUUGCACAAAUUUCCCUAUUUUGUUAAUAUGCAACAAGUUGAUAAAGGUGCCAUCCGUUUUGUCCUCAGUGGUGCAAAUAUAAUGUGUCCGGGACUAACAUCACCCGGUGCAAUGAUGACGCCAGCAGAAAAGAACACUGUCGUUGCCAUAAUGGCUGAGGGCAAGGAACAUGCUUUGGCAAUUGGUAUAACAACUUUGUCUACCGACGAUAUAGCCAAAGUCAACAAAGGUGUUGGUGUGGAAAAUUGUCACUACCUCAAUGAUGGUCUGUGGAAAAUGAAGCCCAUUAAGUAAAUGAAGACUUAAAUCCAAAAUAGUAAUCACGUUUUUUACUUUGUAAAAUAAAAUGAAAAUUAGACACGA